AAGAUCUAAUUUGAAAUGUAUUCCCAUCUAUAUAUAUAUACAUGAUUAGGUUGUAAGAGUGAUAUCCCAUGUUUGUCCUCCAACUGUCUCAAUUGUCUAAAGCACAAUACUAAUUGUUAAGUCAGACCAAUUCCGUGGUUCCGUCUAUUUUCAUUAACAUGAGCUGUGAGUCAAUAUCCUGUUUCAAAAAUUUGUUUUGCGAAGUGUGAAACUGAUUUAUACUGAUUCUUAACAACCCCACGAAAGCUGCUUAGAUGAAAAUUUGUUUGAUUACCUGAACAGUUUUCUUAAGCCUGAGACAAUCUGAUGUAUAGAUUCUUACGUAAAAUUUCUGUCCAUAGGAGUUAUACAGACUAUGGUUUAAAAUAAAAGUGGAAGGUGGAGAGGCAGAGGUUGCAUGGUCUGGCUGCAUUUUAACCAGGAUUAGAGGCAGAAGCGGACCAAUCCCAACAAAGCGCGGGCCCUUUGAAUGUUCUCUGGUCCAAUAGCGGAUAGUCUGAUUGUAUAAAAGAUGGACGGUGCUUUGCAGUGCACGGUAGUGUCUCAGUCUUUGUCCCUUUGUUAGCGGCAUGGCUCGCACCAAGCAGACAGCCCGCAAGUCCACCGGCGGCAAGGCCCCGCGCAAGCAGCUGGCCACCAAGGCCGCCCGCAAGAGCGCCCCGGCCACGGGCGGCGUGAAGAAGCCCCACCGCUACCGGCCCGGCACCGUGGCGCUGCGCGAGAUCCGGCGCUACCAGAAGUCAACCGAGCUGCUGAUCCGCAAGCUGCCGUUCCAGCGCUUGGUGCGCGAGAUCGCGCAGGACUUCAAGACCGACCUGCGCUUCCAGAGCUCGGCCGUCAUGGCCCUGCAGGAGGCGAGCGAGGCCUACCUGGUGGGUCUGUUUGAGGACACCAACCUGUGCGCCAUCCACGCCAAGCGUGUCACCAUCAUGCCCAAGGACAUCCAGCUGGCCCGCCGCAUCCGCGGGGAGAGGGCGUAAAGGCUAGGAAGUGCAGGCUUGAACCCAAAGGCUCUUUUCAGAGCCACCUACAAUUUCUGUAAAAGCUGCUGUUCUAUUUCUAUCUUGGAAAAUUCUAAGUGCAAGAAAAUGCCAGUUUACUAACACCCUGCUAAGCGGUGCUACCUCUAGUGUUUUUUUACUAGCUUUGACAUGUUUUAUCCCUCUACCCAACUGCCUUUAAGCUGAAGAAAAAUAGAGGUAUUGUUUGUAAUAAAUGGCUGAAUACUGCUGUCAGUCUUUGUGUCA
This is a messenger RNA of Apodemus sylvaticus (European woodmouse), 1247 nucleotides long. Its product is annotated as histone H3. Bases 570 to 980 code for a protein of 136 amino acids. Lineage: Eukaryota; Metazoa; Chordata; Mammalia; Rodentia; Muridae. The record is from RefSeq and is a predicted model, not a curated record. Gene Ontology annotation, molecular function: protein heterodimerization activity; DNA binding; structural constituent of chromatin. The transcript has a single exon. Gene Ontology annotation, cellular component: nucleosome.